Messenger RNA from Caenorhabditis elegans, 910 nucleotides. NCBI's taxonomy places the organism in Eukaryota, Metazoa, Nematoda, Chromadorea, Rhabditida, Rhabditidae. The record is from the annotation of a RefSeq genome assembly.
AUGUCACCUGAUGAAUGGACAACUGAAUUCGGUUUAAAGCGCCCAAUUCUUGGCACUGUCAGCAUCAUUUAUGGAUCAUUAAUGGAUAUUAUUACCAUUCCAUGCCUUCUUGUAAUUCUUGACCAUGAUCUAUUCCAAAUGUCUUGCUACAAAAUAAUGUUUGUUGUUGGUGUUGUUGACAUGCUAGAGAUCGCUAUGAAUUCCAUAUUCACUGGAUUUCUAGCGAUCGAAGGCGCCGUAUUCUGUACUCAUCCCGUUUUCAUUUAUUUUUUGGGCCUUUGGGGUCUCGGACUAUGGUGUUGUUCGUGUCUUUUAAACAUCUUGCUGUUGGUUAAUAGAACCUUGAAUUUUGCCAAUUCCAAGUUAAGCGACUACUUUUUCGAUGGAUAUCGGACAUACGUUUUUAUCGUGAUUCCCAUAGUAUAUGGUCUAUAUUUUGUUUUUUUUACGCCAACUUGCGUAUUUUCAUCCAGAUAUUAUGCCUGGUUUUACGACCCAUUCAUUUUUCCAAAUAUGACUUCAGAGUAUACUAAUGUGCCACAUGGUGUCAACAAUGUGAUGAUAAUCAUUGGAACUUCGACUUUCUAUGCUUACAUUUGUAUUCUUUUAUAUAAAGCCCGUAAAACAGGAAGUUUUUCAAGUAUGACUACUCAGGCAAAUCAAAUAAAUCAAAUCAAUCAGUUGUGAUUUGCUUCAUCAAUCAGAUUUUUGCAAGUAUCUACGUUGUAAUGAACUUUGUCAUGGUUCCAGAAUGGAUGAUAGUUCUGGCACAACUACUUUGGCAGUUAGAUCACGGAAUGCCAGUUAUUAUAUACCUAACCAUAAACGCUACGAUGAGAUCACGGUUUUUGAAAAAAGUAUGGAUUAAAAAGAAAAACAACGCUACUGCUCCCGUCAUGUUGUUUUAAGC